GGCACCUGCGCACUGGGGCCGGGGCGGGGCCGUCGCUCGUCGGUUGUUGUAGUAACGGGGAAGCGGCGGGAGGGGCUGCGGCUGCCGGGCCGCCGUGUCUGCUCGGCCGCUCUGUCGGGGCAAUGCGGGAGCAGGUAACUGCUCUUGCAAGAUCUCUUGAAUCUUCAGGAAGGAAUCUCAGAGGCUGGGCUGUAUGAAAACUCCCAGAGGAAAUGCCAGUUGGGAUGGGUCGAGAUCUGGAGGAAAGUGGCUCAUCCUCAGAGGAGGAGGAUGUAGAUGGGCUGGAGGAUCAUCCAUGUAUCAGGUGGACUGGUGGCGGCUGCAGGCGGGUCCCUGUCUUGGUGUUUCAUGCUGAAGCCAUUCUGACCAACGAUAGCUACCUCCGCCUAAUUGGAGAGCGCUACCGCUUGUCCUAUAAGAUUGUGCGAACAGACAGCCGCCUAGUUCGAAGCAUUCUGACUGCCCAUGGAUUCCACGAGGUGCACCCUAAUAGCAGCGAUUAUAAUCUCAUGUGGACAGGAUCACACUUGAAGCCCUCCUUGCUGCGUUCCCUUACAGAUAUUCAAAAAGUCAAUCAUUUCCCCAGGUCCUAUGAACUGACACGAAAGGACAGACUAUACAAGAAUGUCAGUCGUAUGCAGCUGGCUCAUGGAUUCAAGACAUUCCAUAUCUUACCUCAGACCUUUAUCCUCCCUACAGAGUACCAGGACUUCUGCAAUACCUAUUCUAAGGACAGAGGCCCAUGGAUAGUAAAGCCAGUGGCGUCUUCCAGGGGUCGAGGUGUCUACCUGAUAAACAAUCCGAACCAGAUUGUCCUGGAAGACAACAUAUUGGUGUCUCGUUACAUCAGCAACCCCCUGCUCAUAGAUGAUUUCAAAUUCGAUGUGCGCCUCUAUGUUCUGGUUACAUCCUAUGAUCCACUUGUCAUCUAUCUCUACGAAGAAGGACUGGCCAGGACUGCUUGUCUGUUCUUCAGACCUGCUUUCUGUCCACCAACCUCACUGUUGAACAGGGUUAUUCCUCCCAGGUUUGCAACAGUGAGGUACGACCAGACAACCAAGAACAUUAAAAACCAGUUCAUGCAUCUGACCAACUACAGUGUCAACAAGAAGAGUGGAGAUUAUGUCAGCUGUGAUGAUCCUGAAGUAGAGGAUUAUGGAAACAAGUGGAGCAUGAGUGCAAUCCUGAGGUACUUAAAACAAGAGGGGAGAGACACUGCAGGUCUGCUGGGAGUAAAUGCAUCUGCAGAGCAGAAUCCAGCACUGAUGGCCAGUGUGGAAGACCUGAUUAUCAAGACUGUAGUUUCUGCUGAGCUGGCCAUUGCAACAGCCUGUAAAACUUUUCUUUCACAUCGUGGCAGCUGCUUUGAGCUGUAUGGUUUUGAUGUCCUUAUUGAUGAUACUCUGAAGCCCUGGCUGUUGGAAGUAAACCUAUCCCCAUCGUUGGCCUGUGAUGCUCCUUUGGACCUGAAGAUCAAAGCUAGCAUGCUCUCAGAUAUGUUCACCCUUGUAGGCUUUGUGUGCCAGGAUCCAGGCCAGCGAUCAAGCCGAGCAAUUUGUCAUUCAUCUGAAUCUGUCAAGAGAAAUCCGUACCAGAAGCUGCAGCGUCCUGGGUCUCUGCAGUUACAAACAGCAAACACCAGAUCGCGUACCCGUCCUCUGUCUGCCAGUGAUGCUGAAAUUAAAAACCCGAUGCCCUCAGGCAGGGAAAAAGCAGCAGGAAAGCAAGGGAGCUCUGUGCUAGGUCUCUCCAUGGAGGAGGUUAAAGUUCUUCGUCGAGUGCGAGAGGAGAAUGAACGGAGAGGAGGCUUCAUCCGAAUAUUCCCUACCCCAUUAACAUGGGACCUUUAUGGAUCCUUUUUAGAGCACAGGACAUCAAUGAACUACAUGCUGGCUACACGCCUGUUUCAGGACAGGGGCAAGAUGAAAAGAGACUUCAUCACUGAGAAAUCCCGAGCAGGCCUUAAUGAAAGGCUGGAGAUGAGACCAGAAGCUGUAGAUUCUCAUGUUCUCUUUUACGAGAGAAAACUUGUUUCGCUGGAGUUACGGAAGCGCCGUCGAUGUCAUGGCAAGGCCAGAGCAGCACGGACAAGAUCAUCGGGGACGUCAGAACCAACAAAGCUGUCUGUCAAGUCAGGCACAGAAGACGAGGAGGAAGAGGGGGUGGAUGAAGAUAAAGAUGAAGAGCUAGAUAGAAACAUUGGCACUCCUUCGGAUGCCCAGGUGAAAAGCAAGCCAGAGCUCUCUGACUUGGUGAAUACUACCUGUAAGGAAAAGUUGCCAAAAAAACUUGACAAGAAAACUGGAGAUGGAGGAGAACCGUUUCUUCAAAAAGUAGACUCAGAAUCUCCGUUUAACUUGCUGCACAUUCUUCAAGAGCAUGGAAACCUGAGCAAAGUGCAAGCUCGCAGGGCUUUCUCUGCCUAUCUACAGCAUGUUCAGUCACGACUGAUGAAGGAGGCUGGUGACCAGAUCCAGAAUCCUGCCUGGGCUGCCAAAGAGGAUGAGCAAAUGGAGCUUGUGGUACGCUUUCUGAAGCGAGCUGCUAGCAAUGUUCAGCAGUCUUUGAGGAUGCUGCUCCCCAGCCGUCAUUUUGGACUAAAUGAUCGUCGUCGUAUCCUGGCUCAGCAGCUGGGCGAGUUCAUAAUCUGGUAUAACAAGGAAACAGAGCAGAUGGUUCAGAAGCAAUCAAAGAAGAAACAGGAAGAGGAGGAGGAAGGAGUGAAUCCUGAAGAUUUCCAGAAAUUUAUUACUGGAGCAAGUGAAAAUGACCUGGUGAAAGUGCUGACGUUUUACACACGCAAAAAUAAGUCAGCAAGUGUCUUCCUAGGAACAAACUCCACAAGCACAAAACUCGGCAACACCAGUAAGCAGUUAGAGAAACAGCCUCAAGGGGAGCAACUUGAGAUGGUGAAAAAAAUAAAAGGUGAUCAGCCCAAAAGUUCAGUUGUGGAUCUGCCUGCAGAAGGAGCAUUAAAAGGCUAUAAACCCAAAGAAGUUAAACCAACCUUUUCAGAAGGACCCACCUUCUCCUUAAAUGCUGAAGUGAAAUUACAUCGAUGUGACCCUUCUAGUGCUUCUUCCUCUGUUUCUGGUGCCACGUUGCAGAGAAGUACCAGUUCCUGGAUAUCAGCUCAGUCUGCGGCCUCUGAAAAUUCGCAGUUGCCUGGUCACCAUUCCUUGCCAGCUCCUCCAGUUGGUCCCAGGCUGAUUCAGUCCCAAUCUCUGCCACCCUCCUUGCAGAGUACAGCUCCUGACAGCUCUUCGGCCUUCACGAACCCAGUGUCCAGUGGGGCUUCUGGCUUUACAGGGUUACAUCGUUGUCAUUCUGGUAGCUACACCAUUGGCCCAUUCUCGUCUUUUCAGAGAGCUGCUCAGGUCUACAGCCAAAGAUUGUCCCGACCAUCCUCUGCAAAAGUAGAUUCAUGCCACUGCAGUCCAAGUGGGCAGCGUGUGGGCUCAGCCAGGACUCACAAAGAUGCAGAAGAUACUUCUUCCAAGGGCAAACAUUACAGCCACAGUAUGGUAGCAGCAGAACUGCAGCAUCUGGCAGAAAAACACGCAGCCUGUCAGUAUUCCCCACCAAGCCACAUCAGUCUCCUUACACGGCAGUUAACAAACCUGAACUUGGCAAGUGGAGCUAUAAGCAAGGGCAAUGCAGCUGCCCCACAGAGCUACCAGUCACUGCUCAACAAAAGAGGGUCAUUGUUGACUGCUCAGUCAGACACUCAUGUAGCUGACAAAAGAUCUGUCUCUUCAGCAGUCAGGGCUCCAGAGAACCACCGUUUCGCAUGGGAAGGAGAGAUGGAGAACAGUGUCUGCAACAAGGUGACACGGAGUUCACUGACACAACCCAGCUAUCAGCUCCAUUUUGCUGUGCAGCAACUUCAGCAGCAGAAACUUCAGUCACGACAGCUGUUGGAGCAAAGCCAAGCCCGGCACCAGGCUCUCUUUGCCAACUACUCACAGUCCAGCACCAGCCAUAUAUCUAUGCCAGCUGGCUCUGAUGCCUGCAAGACAUCAAGUGCCAUUUCUAGUAUCCAGAAGGGAGCCAGUGUGCACAAAGUGAUGCCAUUCCAGAGAAUGUCUCCUCAGCUGGUUCCAAAGCCUCCUGCAAACCGCAGGCAGACAGUGGUCAGCAAGGCUGCAGCCCAGAGGAUUUCCAAGGUGACCUCCACUGAAAAGCAACUGAACGAAUUCCAGAACAACCUUCAUGGUGCUGCAUCCUAUGAGCCAGGGACAAAUUCGACAGGCUGAAAGAAAAGCUUGCAUAAGGCCUCUGCUUGCAGAGAAGGACUAACACUGAACACCAGGUGAGGAAUCCAGGGUGUUGCUUCAAGCAUGGGUCAAAGGCAGCAGUGACUUCGUACCACCACACUCCCAUAACACCCAGGAAAGAGUGAAGAGGAGGUCCUGGUGAGGGGAGAACCCACUGAGGAGAGUGCUUGAACAUCUGUAGAAGCUGGUGAUACACCUGCAACCUGAGGUGAAUGGCUGCCUCUGAGAGCUUCUGCUGCUGAGUCUUGGGGUCUCUUCCUCACACCUCUUCUUGAUCACUAACCGUGAAAUCUUCCUGUAAGACAGAGGUCUUCAAGCCGUCUGUAUUGUUCUUCCUAAGGUCUAAGCUUGAACAUAAAGUCUCAUUUGCUCAGCUAUUUCAGUUUGUCCUAGUCUGGUAAGAGCCAAGAGUCUCUGCUGUCAUUGUAUGGCAACCAUUAGCAGAGAAAAACAUUAGAACAUACAUCUGGAGACAUCCAUGUUGGUUGCCAUCUUGAAUUUUGGCACAGAGCCAUAGAAAUGAUUGGUUUGAAUAAAGUCAUUUCAUUUGUUUGUUUUGGUUAUAAUUUCAGUUAUUCACACCCCCAAAAUAUUUGCUGUCAUUAUAUUGGACAGGAUUUAAAAUCUGUCUUUAUGUUUCACUGCUGGAUGCUUAUGUUCUGUGUGGCUUAUUUUUGUAUUUUGAUUUCUGUUUGUUUAAGCUUUGUAAACUUUUAAAAUUGGCUGAUGUUUUCAGACCCAGGCUUGAACCCUAAGGCACAGGUGGCUCUUAUCAGUUGCAAUGGUGGCUUGGUGAAGCACUCCAGUUAAAAUUUGCCUAAUGCUAUGAAAAUUAAUUUGCUUGUGUUAGAAAAUAACAUCAGCAGCUGGAAAAUGUAUUGGAGAGAUGAUCCACCCAUCCUUUAAAUACACAGGAAGCAGCUUCAGCUCUGGCUCUUUGUUGGUGCCAGGUUAAAGGAAAAUCAGUGUUUUGCAACUUCUGCCUUGUCAAGCAGCAAGUGGUAUGACUGUAAUUCUCAAAGGGUACAAAAUCUCGUGUUGUUUGUAUCAGAGCCCUCAGAGACUGGAUUCUAACAACCUGUUUGAUCUUAUUGCACAGCUCCUUUUUCAUUUCUAGCCUGUACAGUCAGUGUUAAGGCAGUAUUCUCAUAUGUUGUCAGGUAGAUAAUGAUCAACCCAAAUGGCUGACAAAAGGAACAGUGUCAGAGGAGGAAUGUGUUUUCUCUUGAAAUGAUGGUGUUCAUGUUUACUCUUGGAUUGUGCAUAUUUUCUGUCAUUCAAGACCAGACAAAUUGUGAGAAGAUGAAGUAGUUAUGUUCAUACCCUGUUAGCUUUACUAUCACUUGCUCAAGGCAUGAAUUCAUAGGACAGAACAUGCAUUUUUCUAUUUCUGUUCCACUCACAGAUAGAACAGACAUUGAAUACUUCAUUUGUCCAAAAUGCUCUGAUGUAGCUGUUCCCUUUCUUAGUUCCUUGGUGUAUCUUUCAUUUCCUAGACAGUCAUGAUACUGUUCAUUUUCUCUGUAUUCUUCAUCUCUGUUCUUCAAGAACUCCACAGCACUUGUCUGCUGCCUGGGCCGCCAUCACAUAUCAGUGAACAAGAGACUGGUAAAAUCUUGUGAAGUUACUUUCAGAUCACGUCCCUUCUGUCUUUAGUCACUUAAUUCCACCCAUGGAUCUCUGAGGUAGAUGUUUCUACUGGAGCACCAAGUUGUUGGAUCAUGCUUACUGAAAAUUAAGUUGCAGAGGUUGCUACUUCAAUCUUCUGCACAUUCUCAGUAGCUGUGGGCUUCGCGAUCUUGGGCCUGUCUUCUCAUAGCCUACUCUGCUACGUGUGGUAUUGGCUACAGCCUCCAGCUUCUUGCUAGAACUGUUGGAGGUAGUAUUUCACUGUAAGAUUUAGCUUCAGUAAAUAACAGAUUCCAUUCCUUUAUUUUCUCCCAGGGGAACUGAAUUAUCCUUAUUCCACUGGGUUUCAUUUGCAGGAUAGAGUACCACUAGGAUAUAUAUCCUUGUACAGCCCUCAUCUCUGUUUUUGUUCUCUCGUUUCUUUGUUCAGGUUGUCACAGCCACCACUGAAAACUAUAGAGAGGUUUGGAGAACAGAGAUUUAAAUGCACAGUUGUCCCAGGAAAGGUGAUUGUCUUCAGAGCAUCGUCAGCAGAAGCAGUAUUCUUACAUCUUUGUCUGGCAGAUCACCAGUUAGUACUGGCUUAUUAUGAACAUACGUUAAUUGUUUUGUCAGCUUUGUCAGUCUCCCACCUACUCAUUUUGGGGGGGUGAUUUGUACUUAGUUAUAGCCAGAAUAUUUUCUGAACUUCUUUGCAUUGCAUGUUAGAUGUAGUCAACACCCCAUCUGUAACUGUGAUGGCUUACUAGGAGUGUAUCAGACAUCUUGUCUGAUUUUUGAUAUAUUCAGAGAGAUGCACGUUGCAGUCCAAGAAUGCUGUUACCUGUUAGCACGUGCAAUAGAGAAUGAGGAACAAAUCCUGUGAAUCCAACCUCUUAUUUUUUCCAUCUCCCUGUAGUCCUCAGCCUGGAGUCAAUGUAUGUCUUUGUGCGUGGUGGAUACUGUGUACUUAAGGAUAACAUAUGUAUUUUGUCUCUUUGCAGCUCUGCUACUUCCAUGUGUGUCCCUUUUCAAAAGCUUCUCAGAGAGCACUUCAGUUAAGAGGUUCAGUGGGAAGGCAUAGAGCAGUUUCCCACACCUCUUGCAGAGAAGGCAUUUUGCAGGAAGUGUCUUCUAGUGCAAGGGAGGAAAGGGGUGUGUAGCAAACCGUUUUGGAUUUAUAAUAGUUGCACAUGAGUGGAGUACUGUUACAUAUAUGCUUCUCAAGUGGGGAUUAGUUUGUCUUUGCUCUUACAACAUUUACUUCCCUGUAUUCAUCAAUGAGUUUCAUCAGAAGUGCCUUUGUUUACUGUGAGAAAAUAAAAUUACCAAUAGAAAGCCCCAACAAUCAUUCAGCAUCUACUGCAGUGGUGAGACUGGAUAAUGUAACCAAGGGCUCCUCCUCUUCUGUCACAUUCUGUAAUGCUUGCAUCACUUCUAAGUAAAGAAGCCUGUUCCAAUGACAGAGAAUCAGGCUUGUUAGUCUUGAAAGGAGUAAGGUACACGUCAGAGUCCUGGAGGCUGAGGUUAUGCAGAGUUCAUACAAGCGUUGUGUGCUCUGUUUAGACGAUGAGCAUACCACAACGUAAAAAUUCAGAGAAGCAGCUGAGUUGUACUCAGUACACAGAUUAUUAAAUUCACUUUUACAUCACUCAUCUUGGCCUUUAAAGCAGCCUCACAAGUUGUGUGAGUGCCAUCAGCAGGAGAUCAGGUUGUGACACUCGAUAGACCACUUAGUCUUGGAUGCUAAGGAGACAUACUCGGAUUUACAUUCUCAAGACUAGAUAUGCUUUUGGACAAUCGUGGUUUGUUGGAAAUGCUCCUCAUUUUGAUGCCCGGAAGGCUGACACACAUAUCUCUGAUAGCAGUUUCCCUGCUGUGGCAGAAAGUUUUGGUAAAGUGGCAGAAAGUCUUUGUUUACUAGUAGGAAUCUCAAUGCUGUGCUUCUUCCUUAUACCAGAAUAUGGAUAGUCUCUGUGUGCAUGGAGUUGAGUGUCUGGUAGUGCUGGACCAUUCCUCCUCUUUACCUGUGAAAGAGAGUGUUGACUUAUAGACAAGUUUACAGAACAGACUGGAUUCUCAGCUUGCAUUCUUUCAGGCCUGUACCUUGUACUAAUACAAGAGUUCCAGUCAUUUUGGAUUAUUUGUUUGAAACGGAAGUAGUCUGGCUCCUGACUUAUUUUUCUUAAGGUUUACUUGAUCAAAUGGCCAAGGACUUUUCUUCCUCACUCAGUCCUAGGUUUGCUGGUUGUAAUGUUCCCGUUUGAAUCUGGAUGGGUUAUUUGCUAGCAUAUAAAUAGUUGGAUUUUUUUGGUUGCACUAAGUAACUGGCUGAUUGAUCCUCUUUGUACUAUUUCCUUUUGGGACACAUUAUUCAUAUGGAUCUGUCAUGAGUUUCUUCCAAAGGAAGCUUCUGAGCUUUACUUAAACCUGGGACUUGACCUCUUUUGCUUCUUUCUAGAACCUCGUGUUUCUAGAGCGAAGACAUCCUUGUUUAUGCCAAACAUGAGGAGGACCUUAUUUUAUUUUUACAGAGUCAGGUCAAGAAGUCCUUGAGAUGGGUUAUACCAAGAGCACAAAAAUUAACAUUUGUAGUUCUCUUCAUGCAGAAAGUGGUUAAUUGAAGAGGUGGGCAAGGAGGAGUGUAAGGCAGUAAUUGUUCACCAUGUUUCCCACUAGAAGAAGAGCAUCAAAUGAACCUUAACAGUUAUCAGAUUCAAAGCAAAGAAAGGGGGAAGAGGGGCUGAUUUUUCUUCAUAGUAUAUAAUUGACCUAUGGAACUCCUUGUCACAAGAUGAUGUGGAUACAAAGAAGUGUAUGUGGUUUGAAAAAAGUAGACAAAUCCAUGAAAAAGUAAUCUAUUAGGGCAUAUUAAAUCUUAAAAAAACCCAACCAGCCAAACAAACAAAAAAAAUACACAAGAAACCAAGAAACAACCAAAAAACCCCCAACCAAACAGAAAAUUUAAAAAAACCCACCACAAACCAACAACAAGCAGGAAGUUUCUAAGACUUUUCAAGUGACUGUUACAGGGAAGUAUCACAAUGGGAUUUUCCAAUUUUCAGCUUGUCUAUCAGGCAUAUGCUGUUGACCACUGUCAGAUACAAGAGGUGGCCUAGAUGGUCUUGCAGUUUGACUUUGUAUGGGUGUUUGUAUGGGUGUUUUAUUUUGACAGUUGCAGUACAGUAUACUAAAACAUGCAGUUUGUCCACACCCUCACCUACGUGGGCACUAUGUAUUGCAGAGGCUUUCAGAAUGAUGAAGCUUUUACAAGAGCAUUAAAGGACACCAAGAUCCACCUCUAAACAGUUGUGAUUUGGGGGGAAAGUAGGCUGCUGUAUGGAACUCAUCCAUAAUAACGACGUUUGUUAAGGGUUAAUUGCUUAAAUGUGGAAAAGAAAAUACCACCAACUGAAGCUCUUAAGUUAUCUUAUUCGUACACGUUUACUUCUCACCAUCUUUGUUUUCCAAAGUGCUUGAGUACAGAGCACCUUAAGAGUGAAUGUGCACAACCACAGCACAUCUUAAAGAAAUACAGUACCUGGUAACUGCUUUCUUCCCACUUUAGAACCCUACUGUCCUUUUCCAAUGAAUGAGAUUAAGUUUCCCAUCUGCCUUAGAGAUGAGUAUUUGGGAAACGCAAGCUGAUCUUCUCCAAAAUUGUUGUAUUCUGAGUUUUUGAAACAGCCUCUUGGUGCAGUUUUAACACAGAGGACAAACUCCCAUGAACUAAAGGUGACAAACAAGACACCAAACCUGCCCUGAAGAGUCUGCUCUGUCUGUUACCUUACCAAAAAAAAGGAUUUUACUGGCCCUCAUUGAAAAAGAGCUUUCACUGCUGCUUCAGAUUUAAAGGAAAGAAACACUGAUCACUGUGGUGACCCUGGUGUGAGGCCUUUGCCAGUGCUAUUCACUGAAUCAUGGUGAUUCCCUGGGGAAAAGAGUAGACUUAACAGGGCCCCUUCUGUACAAUUCCAUGCCUACAGCACACACAAUGGACUUGCGAAAUCAUAUAUUCUCUGAAAAGGCAUAGCUUCUCUAUCUGACCUAUCAGACGAAAAAAAGUGAGUUGGUCUUAAGAAAACAAACUUGAUGCAAUUGUUGAGAAUUUGGGGCUGUUAAAAAUGUAUAUUUUAUUACCAGAGUCUCUGUCAUUUGUUUGGGGUAGGUAGAAGAUGUGCUGUUAUCUCAGCAUUUGGUUAUUUCAGCAUUUGGUCUUCACAUUUCAGAUGUGCUGUUAUCUCAGCAUUUGUUAUUUCAGCAUUUGGUCUUUUGCCUACUGGUGUUUUGGAUGUGCAGCAGAAGACAACGCCAGAACGUCAGUUUAAUUUGGUGUCUCUACAAGGAUAUUUCAGAAAAUCUCAUUUUACCAUAGUUACGGCAACGGUAAAGUGUAGCCUCCUUCCCUCACACUAAGAGGAGACAAGUUACUGUACUCAAUGUAUUUAUGUUCAAAACUCAUAAAAUCUCCACAAAAAAAUACUUUGGAGUUACUGAUCUAAUUGCCGUGUCUUGAAUAAUAUCAUGUCAAUAGUCAGGAAAGGAUCUUUUCAAAGUUCCUCUGCUGGCAAGUCCCAAUGUUUGACUGUCAUCACUCCCUCAAUUUUACUAUAAAAUUUGUUGGGGUUUUUUUCUGAAAUUGGGGAAGAAAAAUGACAAGGGAUUUCCCCCACUGUUUCCAGUAAUUACUAUGCAGGAUUCAUCUCAUGUUUUUCAAGCGGAUUUGCCUUAUUUAUAUGGCUUUCUGAAAAGGUCAUGCUGUGUCAUAUAUUUAAUACCUAUAGGAUGUCUGUGCCAUUCUUCAAGGUGUGCAGAUGGACAGCUGUGAAUCUAUCGGGAGGGCAAAUGAAGCUGUAAGCAUAUGUUAGUGCCACUAGUUACAGUACUGAGCAUUCCCAUUGCAUGAUGCUUCCUCCAUUUAAAUUAAGAUUGUUUUCCCUCCUGCAAGUGUGUUUUCUCCAGCAUUCCUAAUUCUGGAAAUUCAAUGUGGAACACAUUUUGUCUAUGAUAUCAGAUUUCUUCUUUUCCCCAGACCUACAAAACUCAUGUCUCCAUAUAUCUACUGAAAAUUUCUCAUGAAAAAUAUCUAAGAAUAAAGACUGAUGGCUCUUCCUGACA
This is a messenger RNA of Columba livia (rock pigeon), 11003 nucleotides long. RefSeq names its product tubulin tyrosine ligase like 5 (gene TTLL5). Gene Ontology annotation, biological process: microtubule cytoskeleton organization; protein polyglutamylation. Gene Ontology annotation, cellular component: cilium. Lineage: Eukaryota; Metazoa; Chordata; Aves; Columbiformes; Columbidae. Gene Ontology annotation, molecular function: tubulin-glutamic acid ligase activity; tubulin binding. The transcript has 37 exons. The coding region runs from base 213 to 4256 and encodes 1347 amino acids. The record is from RefSeq and is a predicted model, not a curated record.